GCCAUGGCAGAUACAACCGACUUGAGCUUGGAUGCUCCUAGCGACCUCCAGGACAUCCCCGACAUCUCAAUGGAUUUACUUCCGCCACCGGAAGGUACAUAUCCCGACCGGGCUACUUUGUUAGCGUCUGUUCAAGCUCAUGGAAAGGCGCACGGAUACAACGUAGUGGUCAAGUCCUCGAGCACUCCAACGGAGAAGAAGCCAGGCCGCACGGCAAAGGUGUGGCUGCGAUGUGAUCGUGGUGGUCAAUACAGACCCCGGAAUGGCCUCACUGAGGAGACCCGAAACGGAAAAGAACGUCUCGCCUUAUGGACUGUCCAUUCAUGAUGGUUGCUGCAGGAAAUCCGGGAAUAUGGACGCUCACGGUUUUGAACCCAACCCACAACCACGGCCCAGUGACCGAAAAACCCCGACCGGCUCCUCAGACCAGGGUCAAGAAAGGUCAAGUCAGCUCGGUUCCUUAUGAUUGGCCACACGAUGCGACCUUUACUCCAUUCACCACGGCGCUGGUUCUCAUUGAUAUGCAGCGAGAUUUUUGUUCGCCUGGAGGUUAUAUGGAAUUCCAGGGUUAUGAUGUCAGUGGAGCCCAGAUUCUUGUUCCCAAAUUACAACGGCUUUUGCAUGCAUUCCGAAAUGCUGGAUUUCCGGUUUAUCAUACACGUGAAGGUCAUCGAAGUGAUCUCUCCACCCUCUCAACCCGAGAAAGCUUCCGGUCUCGUAACAAUCCCUCAGGUCUUGGAAUAGGUGCAGAUGGCCCUCUUGGUAGGUUCUUGAUUCGCGGGGAACCAGGGCAUGAUAUCAUUCCAGAGCUGUACCCUAUUCUAGGCGAACCAGUGAUAGAUAAACCUGGCCGUGGGGCUUUUUCACAUACCGACUUUGAACUACUUCUACGAAACAAAGGCAUAAGGAAUCUUAUUCUUACUGGCCUAAUGACGGACGUGGCCGUCUCCACCACAAUGAGAGAGGCUAGUGAUCGUGGGUUUGACUGUCUUCUUUUGGAGGAUGGAACUAUGGCACACGACCCAGGCUCCCAUGUAGCUGUGUGCGAAUCGAUCAAAAAAGAGGGUGGUGUCUUUGGCGCCACUGGCAAACUGGACGAUAUCGUUCGCGCUGUGGAAAACUUCAGAACCACUACUGUCAAAAGGCUUGCUCCACAAAUGACCGCGGUAGCGUGAAAUUCUCGCUUCUCGUGCCGCCAUUACACAGAGAGCAUCCAACCUCUUUGGAAUGGGAUAAUUCUUUGAUACGAGAUUACGAAGGCAUUCAAUGGUUCAAAGCAGCCAGUUAUAUUUUGCUGUUUCUU
Coccidioides posadasii C735 delta SOWgp is the source of this 1303-nucleotide messenger RNA. RefSeq lists its product as uncharacterized. The record is from RefSeq and is a predicted model, not a curated record. Lineage: Eukaryota; Fungi; Ascomycota; Eurotiomycetes; Onygenales; Onygenaceae.